UAUCACUUUUGGGCGUGAAUAAGUCGCAUUGGAAGAUUUUCUCUACACAUUCUGCUCAAAUCGACUGAUGAAGAAAUUCGCAAAUUGGCCAUCCAGCGGAGAGUGAGGAAUUUAUAGUGUGGGUGAUCUGUGUGGUUGAGGAAUAAAAGUUAAAAGGAGAGCCGAGAAAUGAUAGUGAGACAUUUAGUGGCGAUUUUGUUGGGUGUUUUCGUGCUGGCUGGUGCUCAAACGAUUCCCACAUACCUCCUGCCCUGCUACCGUGGCAAUGAAACACAACCGUGGCUACCCAACUCCAUGCCCCUGCUAAUUGAGCUGGUGCGCAAAAUUGAGGAUGCUCGACCCACAUCCCUGGAUGCCAGGACGCUGAGUGUUCAGCUAUUUCAUCGACUACGCUUCGAUGGGAUUGAAAAGGCACCGGGGAUACAGGAGACGGAAUUUGUCACCCCAUUCGGGAUAACAGGAAUUAUGGCGCCAAAAAUGCGUCUCCUGCGGCAGCUCAUUUCUCCACCUCCUGGGGAGUCUGAGUUGGAGCAGAUCCUCUCUCAAUUUGACUUGUGUGCCCUCCACAGGCUCAUCAGCUCAUCCGUUCAGCCCUUUGAACGUGGAGAUGAGGCACGCACGUGUCCCCUGAAUCUAGCCACUCCUGAGGAUAGGAUUCGUGCUCCCUGGAUCACGAGAAACAAAGUACAGAAUGCAACCUCUGGAGCUGGAAUUCAGUUCACUAGACCCGUGUCACGGUGUCCAUUGGAACUGGGAAUAACUCAGACAAGGAACUACGGGACAGUUUCCCCGGGGACCCUAAUUGCAGCUGUAGCAGCAGGUCUACAGCCGCAAAAUGUCCAAAUAAGUGAAUUCAUUGCAGCACAAAAGGACGCCAAGGAUAAAAAGUAUGCAAACUUGGAGACAAUGGAUGAAGUUAAUAUUGCCGAAAAGCUCGGAAAGCUCCUAAAGUCUCUCGAUUCCGUUGAGAAUACCUUUGCAGCGGGUCUAGCUGGGGACUUGGCGGAAGUCUGUGUGUACCAGGGACCAUUUGUGGGAAGAAAUGUUGCUGUAGGUCUUCCAGGGAAUUGGAAUGAUACCUUUUUCCCACGAGAGAAAUUCUUAGUUGAGGGACACGGAGCUAGGUGGGAGAUGACUCGGCCCGAAUUGAUUUCAGGAAUUGAUGGAAUGUUUAUUUCACAAGAAGUUUCAGGAUGGGUGGAUAAAGUAAGGAGACUGCGGUUGUCUCAAAUCCUAGAUAUGUACUACAGCCCACGAGGUGUUCCAAGUCUAACCAUUGAACACUCAGGAGGACGAACUAAGGGUAUGGAUGUUCCGCAAGAGGAAGUUUUCCCGGUAAAACCGUUUACACAAACUGGUAGCAGUGUCCUUAGGAGGGUUUUUGAGGAUCCCAGAGAAUGGACUGAAGACGCUCCUCAGCCACUACCUACAAAUCCCGAUAUAAGCAAUGCCUGCGAUCGGAGAAGUAUCCUUGAAAUAAUAGAUCGAGAGAAGCUAAAGGAAGAAACAUUUGCCUUUGCUCAGAUCCUCCAAUUUACAACGAGCAGCUUAGGAGUCACAGAUGCCCGUUUAAGGAGUACCUGUGAUGCAGCAGUCGAUAAAUUCUAUGCCGAGUCGCCUUUUAUUCUAGACUCCUUGCCACAUUGCAAUCAAAUAGCGUCAGAUCCUCGAAAGCCCGCAAUGGAUGUUUUUGUCAUUAUUGAUGGAUCAAGGAGGGAGUAUGAGAAUCUUCAGCUGAUUAACUACUUAACUGAAGUAUCCGAAGUGUCUACAUUUGGGUCUACAAUGACGGUCAUUCACGGAGGAUCAGGUGAAGUUAUGGUCAAUCAAACAAACAGCAUAAGUAGUACUUUUGAGCAACUCAGGAAUUUCACAAAUCCCUUCCCAACAACUUUCUCGCUUUCGAGAUCCUUCCAACGUCUUCUGAGUCUUCUUUCGCGUCAAACAGAUGAAGAAAUCCGGGCAGGAGUUCACGUGGCACGCUCACAACUAGCCUUGGUUUUCUCCCAAUCCCAGCGUAUAACUCAGAAUGACUUUGAAAGUGCCCAGAGGAUUCUACAGGGGUCAUUGCAGAGAUUUCCAGAUCUCUACUUUAUUUUCGUCACAUCAGACGUUGAAACUUUUGAGAAUCUUAUUAGGCAUGAAGCAACACAUACAACAGGGAGCACUGAAAGGUUUACAAAUCUCGUCUAUCCUGAGCACUACACCAUCAUUCGAUCAACGAAUAUUUCCCCAGAUGACUUCAGUGAGAGACUCGUAAAAGAAUUUCGAAAGAUUCCAAUGCGAAUGGUGGCUGCUCGAUGCUUAAUUUCGGAAUUCAAUCAAACAGUGCCAUCGCAUGAAUUCUUCGAGAUAAAUCGCUACAGGCAUGAGGACUACAUUGGACCCUACCAUGAGAUUAUCUACCGCAUUAGUCCCUUCUACUUCCGCUACUCUGAAUCAAUUAACGUUCAAUUUCUUGGGGUAGACUAUGGUGGUUUAACCAUUUGUGCAUCGAGAAAUCCUAAUGCGGCUCCUGAUCAUUGUCAGAGUCUCAGAGGAAUGGAGGAUGUUUGGUUCAAUCAUACCUGGCCCUGUGGACCGAAUGUCAUCACCUGCCCACCUAUUUUCUAUUCCGUCAAUGUGGAUGUUUCAAAUGUUCGGUGCUCAGAAAACGAUUGCCGCUACCCAGACCAAGUUCGCUUCCACAUCCAACAUCAUGGUUUAACUUGCGAAAGAGGUUCAAGUGGCACACUUCAGCUAAGCAUACUUGCUUUUUUUGCAUCACUUCUUGCAGUGUUCACCAUAAAGCUCAACUAAUAAUUCUUUGUAUUAAGUGCUCACAUCAUCCGUGCUUCUUAGAAAUAAAUCAUUCUUUUUCUAUCAUU
Molecule: messenger RNA, 2867 nt
Organism: Lutzomyia longipalpis
Lineage: Eukaryota; Metazoa; Arthropoda; Insecta; Diptera; Psychodidae
Exons: 4
Coding region: 169-2799 (876 amino acids)
Source: RefSeq, a predicted model, not a curated record